Messenger RNA from Corvus hawaiiensis (hawaiian crow), 3308 nucleotides. It is a transcript of the gene CLRN2, whose product is annotated as clarin 2. The transcript is spliced from 3 exons. The record is from RefSeq and is a predicted model, not a curated record. Bases 862 to 1560 code for a protein of 232 amino acids. Lineage: Eukaryota; Metazoa; Chordata; Aves; Passeriformes; Corvidae.
CGUGCGGAGCCGGGGGCAGGCGGAGGAGGCGAAGUCCAAAUACUUCGGCCGAGCCACGCCAGGGGGCCGUGUUACCAGUCCUGCUGUUAAUGAAGUAAUUAGUGGUUCUGAAGGUCCUCCCAGGGCUCGGGUAGCAGUAACCGUAGAAGUGUGCGGGCAAUUACGGCCGGUUUUCUGUAGCGCUCAUGGAUCGCACCUGUAGCUUGAGUUACGCCGCAUGAGUGCCCUGGGCUACGGCACGGCUGGCCAGGCCACCCCGGCUGCGAAGGGCUUUGUGCGCCCCGCUGUAAUUCAGAAGAUUCCAGACCCAUCACUUCUGCCCUUCAGAUAACUCUGCCUGCAGUGACAUUUAGAAGCUGGGUGGGAGCAAGCGCCGGGAAGCUCAGCACGGCUCAGGAGACAGCAGAAUCCUCCAGCCAAAUUACACUGUUUUAAUGCUUUGUCCCUUGCACACAACUGUUUACCCACUUUCUUUAAUAAUCUAAGAAACUGGAUUCUUCUCGAAAUUUUCUUCACAUGAGGUUACAGUAAAAAGCUUGAUGUCAUUUGAGCAGGACAAUUAAACCCUUGAGGAAAUAUUAGACAGGCCAUAGAGAUAGAAUUACUUACUGCAGAAAGAAGCAUCACCGGGCUACAAUGUAAUGAAGCCCUUACUUGCAACCAUUUCAGGAUGUUGCAGGAAAAUGUAUUUUUUGCCUUGAUUUUUAACCAUACAGAUUAAUUGCUAGACCUUCAAUAUACGAAGAGAAGUAUUUUGAAAUGCCUGAUAUUCGGGUUUGGAUUUUGGAGCAUGAUGAAAAGUGGGAAAUACAACUGACUACUGGGGAUAGGGCUUGGAGAUGAUCCCUUGAAAGCACUAGGAUGCCUGGCUGCUUUAAAAAGACGUUAUUUUCCUUGGCUUCUCUAGUAAGUUUUGUGUCUUUUAUCUUGAUUGUUGUUGCAAUGGGGACCCCAAAGUGGAUGACUGGAAAGAUCCUUUGCAAAACAGGAGCUGAUUUGGUCAAUGCCACAGAUCCAGAGCUGGUCAAGUUCAUUGGAGAAAUUUACUAUGGACUCUUUCGGGGCGGCAAAACACGCCAGUGUGGCUUGGGUGGGCGGCGUUCCAAAUUCACAAUUUUCCCACACAUGGUGAAAAAGUUGAACCCAGGCCUGCAUGUGAUGAUCAUAAUAUUCCUCUGUGUGGCCAUUUUCUUUUCUCUGGUCAGUUUUGGAUUCUGCAUUCUUAACACAAUAAAAGUUCCUUACCGGGCUAUUAACGGUCCAGCAGGAGCAUGCCUUUGGAACUUCCUUGCAGGUGGAUUUGUAGUACUUGCAGUCACCAGCUUCAUGGCUGCUGUGAAACUUCAUCACCUCACAGAAAGAAUUGCCAAUUUUCGGGAAAAUGUCUUUCGGUUCGUUAUCUUAGAGGAACGCUCUGAAGACUGUUUUUGGAUUUGUGUGGCAAGUGCCACAGCACAUGCAGUCAAUUUGCUGCUAAUAGCCAUUAGUGGGAUUCAUUUUCCUAAAAUUAAGACUAAAACAGAAGAAGUGAAUGUUACGGCAGAAGAUAUCAUGUACUAACAAGUCUACACAAAACUAUUUUGGUCAAGUGAACUGUUGUGAUAGGAACAGCUUCUUGGCUCUUCAGCCUUUGUUUUGGAUAGAUGAUUUACAUAUAAACCUGAGUAAAGAUGUCAGUCUACAAUACCAGCAACUAACAUGUCUGUGAAAAAGUAAAAAAACUCAAAUGCUAUAAAUAUCAUUAUUCUCAAAAUGGACUGAUAUCUGCAGUGAAUAUAUGCUGUUACUCAGUUUUUAGAACAUUUGCGCUUUGGCAUAUUUUAGAAAACUAAGGUAAAAUAUUAUCUCAUCAAACAAAGUGUCUUCUUUAUUUAGAAAGAAAACAUGUUUAUCACAAAUCUUUGAAACUAUAAGGUUAUUUCAAAACAGAAAGAAUGUAUGUUUGGCAUUCACUUUCACAGAAUUAUCUAGAGCAUGUUGAGAGGGACAUAUAAGUUAUGUUUGAUGAUGUUAUACAGCAUUGAAAAAGAAAACAUCAUAUGUGAGGCUAAAGUUAAGGGGCAGCAAAGUCUAAGUGUGUGUGAAAUGUUUUUAAAACAGAAAUUAUCCAAUACCCCAAGGCAAAGAAGUGAGAAAUGUAAAGUAUAUGGGAUGCUAUUAGUCUAUGAAGAAAAAAUUCUUAGUUGCUAGAUGAAUGUUUCAUUGCAGCUUCUGGAAGUAAAGUAAACAGAUUAAAGGUAAUAGUGCUUUUAGAUAAUCUGGAAAAUAAUAUUCUGACAGAUUAAUUGUCUUUAUAACUGCAUUAAUUGUUAAGUCCAUCUGAAAUCAAGUAAAAGUGAUGUAUGAUGAAACAGUGUUGAAAUGAAUAGAGCUGGCUAAAUGGAUGGAAAAGUUGCUUUCUUAGGAAGUACCAUGGUUUUGACAGGGAUUCAACCAGUUCAUGGGUCACGAGGAGUGAAUAUUUUUGAGAAAAGAAUAUGGAAUGUACCACUAAGAAUGGAUACAGUGAUCUCUACCAUCUCUGGGUUUGGCUCUACAAGGUUAGGAGGAUUAUGAGUGAAGCAGAAAUUUGUGAGGGUGCCUCUGCAAUAGGCCCUAAUAACCUGUCUUCUUCAAGACACUAUGAGCCACUUUUUUUUUCAGGAGGACUAAAAUUAUUUUUAAAAAUUUAAGAGACAGAAAAUUAUGAUGAGUCUAGGGAAUUCAUUUCUCAAUGAAAUAAAACAAUUAAAAUUUUAGCAUAAAAGAGACUCAAUAAAUCAGAAAAAGUGAUUCCUAUUUUAUACCACCCUCUUAUUUCACUGUUCUUCUGAUUUUGCUGGUGCUUUCACUCAGAUUGUACCCUGGGCCACAACUCCAGAAAGAUGGUCCCAGUACAUGGACAGGCAGCAAACAAACCCAGUCUAUGAAAGUGUCUUAGAGGGUAACAACACAGUACUGCCGGGGAAACUGUCCACAGAGGCUUCUGUGGUCCCACCAUCUUCCCCUCCCAGAAAAUUCUGAGUGGCUUUGAAAUAGAAAAACUUGAAGUGCAGCAUAAUUAUGCAAGUAGAAAAUGUAAUACUUGUCAUUUGUACUCUUUCUAUGAGCAUGUAUAAUUUAGACGUAGUUACUGUACAGAAAGUAUUAUAUUGUGACAUGUAACUUAGCUUUUCCUAAAUACAGUUUUCUUCAGGAGGUGAGAAGGAAGCAGAUUGUUAAAUCCUCCAUAUUAAGAGAUUGCUUUGAAAAUGCUUUUCAGUAAUAUUAAUAUGCAUGUAUUGCAACACAUUUUCAUACUGAUAAUAAACUGGUUAAUGGCCUCCAAA